This is a messenger RNA of Cladocopium goreaui, 1233 nucleotides long. Lineage: Eukaryota; Dinophyceae; Suessiales; Symbiodiniaceae. The record is from the annotation of a GenBank genome assembly.
AUGGCGGAGCCUGAGCCCUCCAAGGGCAAACGGUGGGUCAUCGCCCUGGAGUUAGAGGGCCUGAAAUUUUCGGCUGCCCACUUCGUAGCCUUCCAUGGUUUUCGCGAGCCUAUGCACGGGCACAACUACACAGUAGGCGCCCGGAUCGGUGCCCGACAGCUGCAGCCCGAUGGCUAUGUCGUUGACUUCGGGGAUGUGAAGAAGGUGUUGAGGCAGAUUUGCAAGAGGCUGAAUCAGCGCACCUUAUUGCCAGCUCGGAGUGAUGUAUUGACACUGCAGCAGCUCAAUGACUUACAGUUGGAGGUGCAGUGCCAGGGAGGAGUGAAGUUUGUCCUUCCGGCGGCGGAUUGCCUGCUGCUUCCCAUUGUGCACAGUACCGCGGAAGAGUUGGCGGAAUAUAUCGCCUUGGAAGUGGUGCAACAGCUGGGACACCAGCUGAGAAGCCGACUGUGCCAAUGGUUAGAGGUCUCUGUCUCUGAAAGGCCUGGCCAGACUGGCUGCUUUACAAUACCCCUCGCAGAAGCAGCUUCGUUCAUUCACGUCCGGGGGUCUCCAACUCCCAGGCCUUGCAUGGUGCCUGUGUCAGGCUUUGAUCCUAUGGAUCAGGUACAGCUGAUCCCCAGUCCACCAGUCUCCCAAGUCAGCAGUGAUCCAGCAGAAGAUGCCUAUCGUCUUCUGUUGUCUACGCUGGGCAUUGCUGAAUCCUCACGGCAUGAGCUGGACAAGACUCCCGCCAGAGCUGCGAAAGCCUUCCGGGAGAUGACGGCAGGGCUGCGGGUAGAAGAUCCGCUGUCAGUGGUUGGGGAUGCCGUGUUCGAGGUCGAUGGAGCUUAUGAUCUCGUAGCUGUGAGGGAUAUUCCCUUUCACUCGCUUUGCGAGCACCAUUUGUUGCCCUUUGCGGGCACUGCACACAUCGCCUACUUUCCCAAUGGUCGGGUCCUGGGCUUGUCGAAAUUCGCGCGACUACUGGAAGUCUUUGCGCGAAGACUUCAGCUGCAAGAACGGCUGGGGCACCAGCUGGCGGAGGCUCUGAACCAGCUACUGUCUCCCAAAGCAGUAGCUGUGAGCUUGGAGGCAUACCACACCUGCAUGAGCCAUCGUGGUGCUUCGGUGCCAUCUACCACUCGAACGAUUGCUCUUCGAGGCGUUUCGGAUCCUCCAGGAACACUGCUGUGUAAGUCGUACAUCGUUAAGCAACGAUCGUCGGGCCUUGCCCGAAAGAUCGCCGUGUAG